CCCAGCCCCUCCCUGCCACAUGGGGAAGGUGAAAGCACAAAGGGACGGCCCAGGGAUCCAUGCUUCCUCAUAGGAGAGGACAUAAUGACUGUGCCAGGAUGGACCGGAGUCUCGGCCCUGACCCUCGGGGUUGGGGGCCUGCUCCUGAGUCUCCUCUUCCCGAGGCAACCAGGUCCCAAGGUCCAGGUGACCACUGCACCCUCCUCCUGGGCCCGUCUGGGCUCGGGGGCCCAGCUGCAUUGCCGGUUCACUGUUGAGGGGCCAGUGGUCCUGGACUCCGUGCGGGUGCAGUGGUAUUUAGGGGAGCGGAAGGUGGCCUGGUACGACCGGGGCAGGAGCCAGGCCCAGUCCGGAGCCAGCCUGCCAUCAGAGAAGGAGCUGCAAAGUGGAGAUGCCUCCCUGUCACUGGCUGUGGUGACCCCAUGGGACAAGGGCUUGUACAAGUGUGUCGUGUGGCACAAGGAACAUCAGCACCAGGGAAAGACCCGACUGCACCUGCUUGUUGGCCCAACAAUCUCCAUCCCAAGACCACAAGCUGUGGCCGGUAAGGAAACAUCGCUCCUGUGCCAUGUGGUGGGGUUCUUCCCCAUGGAUGUGGACGUGGUGUGGCUGAGAGACGGGCAGGUCCAGAAGGGCUUCACUCGCUCCAGCCCCCAAAGAAAACUGGAUGGGACCUUCAGCCUCACCCUGAACUACACCUUCACUCCUAACCUGCACGACACUGGCAGUGUCUUCUCCUGCCGCGUCUACCAUGAGGUUCUGGGGCAGUCACUGCAGGAGGACGUCUCCCUGGACAUCCUAGCUGCCCCGACGAUCUCCAUCCCAAGACAACCAGCCGUGGUGGGCAUGAGGACCUCCCUCCUGUGCCACAUCAGGGGGUUCUUGCCCAAGGACGUGGAUGUGGUGUGGCUGAGAGAUGGGCAGGUCCUGAAGGACUCCACCCGCUCCAGCCCUCAAAUGAACCCAGACGGGACCUUUGACCUCACCCUGACCUACACCUUCACCCCCGCCUGCAGCGAUGCCAGCAGUGUUUUCUCCUGCCACGUCCACCAUGCGGCUCUGGGGCAGCCACUGCAGGAGGACGUCAUCCUGGACAUCCUAGCUGCCCCGACGAUCUCCAUCCCAAGACAACCAGCCGUGGUGGGCAUGAGGACCUCCCUCCUGUGCCACAUCAGGGGGUUCUUGCCCAAGGACGUGGAUGUGGUGUGGCUGAGAGAUGGGCAGGUCCUGAAGGACUCCACCCGCUCCAGCCCUCAAAUGAACCCAGACGGGACCUUUGACCUCACCCUGACCUACACCUUCACCCCCGCCUGCAGCGAUGCCAGCAGUGUUUUCUCCUGCCACGUCCACCAUGCGGCUCUGGGGCAGCCACUGCAGGAGGACGUCAUCCUGGACAUCCUAGCUGCCCCGACAAUCUCCAUCCCAAGACAACCAGCCGUGGUGGGCAUGAAGACCUCCCUCCUGUGCCACAUCAGGGGGUUCUUGCCCAAGGACGUGGAUGUGGUGUGGCUGAGAGAUGGGCAGGUCCUGAAGGACUCCACACACUCCAGCCCUCAAAUGAACCCAGACGGGACCUUCGACCUCACCCUGACCUACACCUUCACCCCCGCCUGCAGCGAUGCCAGCAGUGUUUUCUCCUGCCACGUCCACCAUGUGGCUCUGGGGCAGCCACUGCAGGAGGACGUCACCCUGGUCAUCCUAGCUGCACCAACAAUCUCCACCCGAAGACAACAGGGCAUUGCAGAUGCCGAGACCUCUCUCCUGUGCCACGUGGGGGGCUUCUUCCCCGAGGAGGUGGACGUGGUGUGGCUGAGAGACGGGCAGGUCCUGAAGGGCUCCACCCGCUCCAGCCCCCAGACAAACCCGGAUGGGACCUUCAGCCUCACCCUGACCUACACCUUCACCCCCACUCACAGCGAUGCCAGCAGCGUCUUCUCCUGUCACGUUCACCAUGCGGCUCUGGGGCAGCCACUAAAGGAAAACGUCUCCCUGGGCAUCCGAGUACAGAGCACAGACGUGGAUCAAACCAGAACACUGAUCAUAGCCAUCAUAAUCAUAGCAGGAACCGUGGUCAUCAUAAUCAUUUCCUGCCAUACAAAUAGGAGAAAAGGCUGGGCAGUCUCAUACUCCAUCUCGGAGGUGGCUGGGCCAGAGCGGUGCCUGCUGGGCCAGGAGGUGACCCUGCGCUGCUCCAUGGAGGGGACGUUCCCUGAGGAUGUCACCAUCAAGUGGGAGUGGAUCCACAGUGAGGACAGGACCGUGCCUGAGAGCAACCAGCCGCAGUCCUCAUCCGCUCCCAGGGUCUGCAGAGUGACAGAGGAGAGAGCUGGGACCCGCCUCACGUCCUCCCUGAACUUCACCCCCACGCUGCAGGACGACGGGGCGCGGGUCCGGUGCCUCUUCCUCCAUGAGACCAAACUGAUCAGAGAGGAGCGAGUGUCCCCGGAGAUCCGGGUGUGGGCCCGGCCGCAGGUGUCUGAGAUCCAGGUGUUGCCAGAGUGGGACCCCCGCGACAAGGUGCCGUUUGCUGUCCAGCUCCACAACUUCUACCCCAGGGAGGUGCCCCCGAUCCAGUGGGGCUGGGACGGGGCCGGGAGCUGGAGGGAAGACCCCGCGCAGAUAGACAAGAACGCGGACGGCACGUUCACCGCGACGAGCGUCUGGAGAGUGCCCAGCCGGAGCCUGACCCGGCCGGAGCUGCGAGUGCGAGUGUGCGUCCAGCACGGCCCCAGAGAGCCCCCGAUCGAGAGAGAGCUCAGCCUGAGGGCCGUGGGUCUCCUGCGGCCCCCGGACGUGUCCGACAUCUCCCAGCCCGAGUCCAUGGCCAAGGGGAAGGGAGUCACCCUGAGCUGCCGCAUCGCGGGGCAUUUCCCGGGGGAGCUGAGCGUGACCUGGCUGCGGAGGGGCGAGGGGGAGGACACUGCUGUGAUCCUGCGGGACUCGGCUGACUUCAGGGUGGAGCCCGGCACGGCCGUCCUGGCACGGGACGGGAAGAGCUUCCAGCAGGAGACCAGACUCACCCUCUGGACAUCCAGGGACCAGGGGGCAGAGUACAUCUGCCGUGUGGCACACCUCGCCCUGGAGACCCCCACUGAGAAGAGCAGCACCUGCCAUCUGCACCUUCCAGACCGGGGGGAGGGCUCCCAGCUGCAGGACCUGGUCCCCAGGCAGCCGGUCACUGUGCAGAGCUUUGUAUCAGGCUCCUACAUCAGGCAGCUGGUGAUGCCCUGGCUGGGAAAGAGAGCAAGAAAGAAGGAGCCCAGGCCCCUGGAGAACUCAGAUGACCACGGUGUCCUCACUCCGGCCCCCAGCCAAGCACCAGAUGGGAAGUCCUACAGCGUGGAGUCCAAGCUGUGUGUUCCCUCCAUGGAGCCUGAGGAUGCUGGAGUGGAGAACCAUGGCCAUAUGGAGCACGAGGCCCUGAAGGAGCCCACGUCCAGGUCCAGCGAGCAGCUGCCACAUCAGGGUCUUUCAGAGUCCCCCAGAGCCUCCAAGAGCUGAAGAGGGAGGUGGCAGCCAAAGACAGAGGCAAUGUCACCAGCACUGCAUCUCUUCCCCACCCAGGAGAUGCCAGGGAUGGUGCCCACAGCUGGGCUGAGGGAUCAAGGAUGCUGGGCCCAGGGUCUCGGUCGUGGCUGGAACAUGGCUGGGUCAUCCCCAGGCCUGCACUGGUGGAUGCUGCUCCUGCCGUUCUGCCUUCAUGGAUGGCCUGUGCGGUGGGGCUGGGCAAGGAGCCCAGGGGUGCGGACUGUCUCAUUCUCUCUGUCCAUGGGGUCCCUGUCCAUGGGCUUCCAGAAUAAAGAUGAGAGUGCUGAUGUUUA
Alligator mississippiensis (American alligator) is the source of this 3821-nucleotide messenger RNA. RefSeq lists its product as uncharacterized. The record is from RefSeq and is a predicted model, not a curated record. The transcript is spliced from 13 exons. Lineage: Eukaryota; Metazoa; Chordata; Crocodylia; Alligatoridae. The coding region runs from base 85 to 3501 and encodes 1138 amino acids.